Antechinus flavipes (yellow-footed antechinus) is the source of this 3547-nucleotide messenger RNA. It is a transcript of the gene ARC, whose product is annotated as activity regulated cytoskeleton associated protein. The transcript is spliced from 3 exons. Gene Ontology annotation, molecular function: mRNA binding. NCBI's taxonomy places the organism in Eukaryota, Metazoa, Chordata, Mammalia, Dasyuromorphia, Dasyuridae. The record is from RefSeq and is a predicted model, not a curated record. The coding region runs from base 350 to 1552 and encodes 400 amino acids. Gene Ontology annotation, biological process: positive regulation of AMPA receptor activity; modulation of chemical synaptic transmission.
AGGGAGGCAGGCUACUCAGCGAGAAGCUUCAGCAGCUUUAGCGGAGAGCCUGGGAGCUGCGGCAAGCGGCAGCAGCGGCAGCAAGAGCUGAUCUGCGAGCACCGGCAGCCCCUAUCACCUGUGGAGCCGGGAGACUGGCGCGCACCCUCCGAUCGCUGGAGACCACCUUUUUUCUUUCUCUUUCCUGAAUUUCUUCAAGGAGCCGAGAAGAGAAGGGGGUUGGCUUUGCCACUAGCAGGAUUAACCCCUUUUUAAGGAGCCAGGCUACCGGAGUGACGGGCUGCUACUCAGACCCCUACGGCGGGCCAGAGAGAAAUUUGCCUUAUCGCUUUUUCUACGGACACAAGUGAUGGAGCUGGAGCACAUGACCAGUGGGGGCCUUCAUACCUACCACGGCCCCCGGGGCGGACCAGCGGCCAAACCCAACGUGAUUCUGCAGAUCGGGAAGUGUCGGGCAGAGAUGUUGGAGCACGUAAGGAAGACUCACCGGCAUCUGCUCACCGAGGUGUCCAAGCAGGUGGAGAGGGAAUUGAAAGGCUUGCACAGGUCAGUGGGGAAGCUGGAGAAUAAUUUGGAUGGCUACGUCCCUACCGGGGAUUCACAGCGCUGGAAGAAGUCCAUCAAGGCCUGUCUGUCCCGUUGCCAAGAGACCAUUGCCCACCUGGAGAGAUGGGUGAAGAGGGAGAUGAACGUGUGGCGGGAGGUUUUCUACCGGCUGGAGAAGUGGGCCGACCGGCUGGAGUCCAUGGGAGGCAAGUACCCAGUGAGCGGGGAGGCCGCCCGCCAGACUGUCUCUGUUGGAGUGGGGGGCCCUGAGGGCUAUUGCCAGGAGACUGACCCCUAUGAUUACACGGUGAGUCCCUAUGCCAUCACCCCCCCAACACCGGCAGGGGUCAUUGUGGGAGGAGAAGCUCUAAGCCACGAGCCUUCCGAGACCCAGCAGUACCCACCCUGGAGCUCAACCACUGAGGAUGGGACUCUGAGUCCUGGUGUAGACACACAGAUUUUUGAGGAUCCCCGUGAGUUCCUCAGUCAUCUGGAAGAAUAUCUGAAGCAGGUUGGAGGGACUGAAGAGUACUGGCUGUCCCAGAUCCAGAACCACAUGAAUGGCCCAGCAAAGAAGUGGUGGGAAUACAAACAGGGAUCUGUAAAGAACUGGGUGGAAUUCAAGAAGGAAUUCUUGCAGUACAGUGAGGGGACCCUCACCAGGGAUGCUAUCAAGCGAGAGCUGGACCUGCCCCAGAAGCAAGGGGAGCCUCUGGACCAAUUCCUGUGGCGUAAGAGAGACCUUUACCAGACCCUGUAUGUGGAUGCUGAUGAAGAGGAGAUCAUCCAGUAUGUGGUGGGCACCCUUCAGCCUAAGCUCAAGCAUUUCCUCCGACACCCACUGCCCAAGACCCUCGAGCAGCUGAUCCAGAGAGGUCAGGAGGUCCAAGAAGGACUGGAGCAGGGGGAGGAUGCCACAGAACAGCAAACCCAGUCAGAGGACAAUGAUGAAUCACUCACUCCAGCUAUCGAGUCCCUUGCCAGUGAUGGGACCCAGCCCGAGUAGAGGUGGUGGUGGCCACCCCUCAGCUUUUAUUAGCCCCUUCUUCCUGGAGACCCCCACCCCUCCUGGGUGUCCCCUUCUGGGAUCACUUGGUUGAGGAUUCUCCCAGAUGUCCUAAUUUCCCAGGGGCAGCUUGUGCUGUCUUGCCAAGGAAGAGUUGGCAGGCAGCCCCAUCCCCCAGUGGGAUUGGCACUUGAUGGACAUUUUGGGAGAUAAGACUCAUGCAGUCGGGGUUUUCCCACCACCUUCUCCAUACCCCCUCUCUCCUACUUGAAUCCUCCAUAGUUUUACACAGAUCACCUAUGCCAGCAUCAGUUAACUUUUCUCCCCUUUUAAGCUGCCUGAAAGCAGGACUUUAGCUUUCCUCUUUCCCUGUCUCUAGCCAGUCUGGUGUGUAUGUUCCUUACCUUCAUUUUGUCCAUUCACUCCUUUUCCCUCCUCCCUAAUGGUUCUACAAGGAAUUUCACCUGCUCCCACAUGAAACUCUUUUUAAACCUAGAGUCUAGUCACUGUCCUUGAUAAGUUUUCUUCCUCCCUAAAAUCAUUCCUGUACUUCUCCCAUUGGCCAUUAGCCACAGGAGACAUGGAGAGUAGCUAGAUUAUAGGGGGCUGGCAUUGAGCCAGUUGGCUUUUCAGAGCCGGACUCUGAUUGUCAGGGAAGAAACAGAGGAGAAGAAAACCUGCUUUCCAAUCUCUUGCUCUUCGUGUGAGAAUCAAAGGUCCAUGGCCAUUCUGCCCCCACCAUGGCAACUUCCUUCUCGACUUCCCCAGAGAAGAGACAAAGGCUUUUCAGGAAUGGCAGCAGCAAUGGGUGCUUGGAGAUCCUGAUCCCUCCUUCGAUUUAAAGUGAUUCACUCCAGCCUAGCAGAACAGAGAAGCAGUGAUGAUUCACCUUGUGAUGGACAGCAGGCAGAGGGGGAUCAAGGAAGCUCCAGUGCUUGAUUUCCAAAGUCUUCAGGAUUUGGCACCAGCACCUACAAGGAAACAAGAAUCACACAAACUUAUUUGCUGCUGAAGUUGAAAAUAUCUUCACCAUUUUGGAGGGGAAAUAACCUGCCAGAGGGGAAGGAGAAGUUUGAGGAUUUGCCAGUGGUGCUAUCCAAACUAGGAGAAGGAGAUGGAGGGGAGAAGAGAGACUACCAAGAAACAGUGAUCCAGAGCUUGAAGUGAGAGAGGGCUGGACAGAACUCUGUGUGGAGAUGACACGUCACGGGGAAAGGAUGAAUGAACAGCCGGCCUUCUGGGAGAUGCCAAGGUCCAGCCCUUAGGCACUAUUUGGUUUUCAGCCCUUGCUCUGAGUAAACUCUACAUCUUCGGAGUCUCAAGUUUAUGUAUCCCCUUUAUCUCCUUCAACCAGGGCUCCAUAUCUUGCCCUGGGCCAGUGGCCAUGGCCCCCCUUCUCGUCCCACCCUACUAAACCUUACUCCUGGAGAUAUCUCAAUGGGGCAAGGGAAGUCAGGAUCUCUUUCCCAUUGGGAUUCCCCAUUGUCAUGUCCCCACCUUCCCAAUCCUCACCAUACUGGCUAACAAAUGUUUACACCCCUGUCCCAUCCCUGGACAGUCCAUCCAGGAUUAGUUCAGCUUUCCUGGACCUUCCUGCCUUUCUUUCUAAGGAAGUAGGAGUUAGAGUGUCUCUGAAGGACUACAAGAUUCUGGCUGAUUAGCCAGCCACAAUCCUAUGCUUCUCCAAAUGCUCCCCAUAGAUUUAUUUUUUAAUAGUAGAUAUUCUUUAGAUUCAUACAUAGACUAUCACCCUACAUUCACUGUGUCUGAUCCCAUCGGCUAGAAUUUUCUUGGACUCAUUGAUGAUUGAUUGGGGGAGGGAUUUAUUGGUAUUUCUAAACUGGAUGAGCUAUACUCCCCAUCCCUUUUUGUCCAUUAGACUGUUCACAGCAUCAGCUGAUUAGGUCCAAGGUCAAGAGUCGAUGUAUGCUUCCCUUCUCCUAAAAAAUACACUUUUGUAAGAUUUCUUUAAUAAAAAUUGAAAUAUCAGUUGAA